UUCAUUGCGGUCUACAGAAAUGUAACUUCUAGCAGUUCUAAGAACUCUGACGACUACGGCGAGCUUCUUGCGCGUGGGUCGCUUUGUGUUCGUUUUAUUUUUUUGGAGGCUCCAAAAAAUAAAACGAACAUGCAAGAUCAUAAGCGACCCACGCGCAAAAGCCCACUGUAG
Molecule: messenger RNA, 171 nt
Organism: Dentiscutata heterogama
Lineage: Eukaryota; Fungi; Glomeromycota; Glomeromycetes; Diversisporales; Gigasporaceae
Source: the annotation of a GenBank genome assembly